AUGGACACCACUACCGGCAACAGUGAAUUGAUGUCGCAUUGUUCGGAGCAACAGGCCAAAUUUUGGGACAAUAAGGAGGCAAACGUACUGGAGCAGGUCGUGAAGUCCCACGACGCACUGCUGAGGCUGCAGAAGGAGAGUUUUGUUGCUGCUUCUUUGGGCUCACCCUAUGGGCCAGCAGUAGAUCGUCUCUGGAACAGAACACGAACGCUACCGCAGCCGCUGCUGAACAUGGAGCCAAACAAGGCACUGCCGAAGGUGGAGUCUAAAUGCCGAACGAGGUGUGACAAGCAGUUAGAGAUGGCGCGGGAUGCGGGGGGGCGGAAAUCUUGGAACCUUGCGUUGCGGGUGCCUGGUAACUCCUGUGUGUACAGCGAGAUCAACCAGAGGCAGGAGGAGCAGUUGUUGCAGAAGCGCAUCGGCAAGCUCAAUUUUGCGCCAAAAGCUCCCAACAUUCGCAGGGUAGUGCAGAGAAACCAGAAGCUGCUGAUGCAACGGCACAGAAAUCUACUGCGGCUUCUGCGCGUAGAGAUUUCGAAGACUGGCCAGCUGUCUUACUGA
Molecule: messenger RNA, 561 nt
Organism: Eimeria mitis
Lineage: Eukaryota; Apicomplexa; Conoidasida; Eucoccidiorida; Eimeriidae
Source: RefSeq, a predicted model, not a curated record